AUGAAUAAAGAAGGUCGACAACAGUUCCAACGGAGCUCAACCGGAACAGAUACUGAAACAGCCCAACAGAAUGGCGUAUUUCUGUUUGGAAGUGCUCAUACACUGGCGAAAGAUAUGUCGAAAAUCGUCAAUCGACGACCAUUCAGUGAUGUAGUCUUCCUUGUCGGUCUCGAACGUACCAAGGUUUUUGGACACAAGUGCAUUCUUUCUUCGAGGAAUGAGGUUUUCCGUCGGCUUUUUGAGAGCGAUCCGCAUAAGAACUCCUUCGAAAUGCAGUCACUGAAACCGGUGACGUUUUUGUUGUUUCUGUACUUUUUGUACACCAAUUCGAUUUCUUUCGACCGUUUGGAUAUUUACGAAGUGUUUGACCUGUUGAAAACAGCGGACAACUACAAAUGCAAAGAACUGGUAUCGCUGGCCGAAAUCCAAUGUGGUUUUCUCCUGGAUCCAAAAACCGUUUUUGAAAUAUUGCCCGCGGCAAUUCAGCUUGAUCUGAAAUUCCUUCGUGAUGCUGCUCUUGAAUACAUUGAAGAUCACAGUUCAUUUCUUCUGAACCCUACAAACGAUGAGCUACUGUCCCUGACCCCAACAGCAAUGAAGUUGAUCUUGGAGAGAGAUCAGUUGCAACUCGACGAGCUGAAUGUUGUCGAAGUGGCUUGUUUUUGGGCGGAAAACUUUUUGAAGCGGGCUGAAGAACAGUAUAUCACUAUGGAACGGGACAGCUCCCGGACAUCUUUCAUGCAGGUGAGGCCCAUACAAGAAGAGAACGUCCAGGAUUCCUCUGAGAAUAGCCGGAUCGAUGCCGUGCAGGAUGUGGGGACACCCUACGCUUCCGCGUACAUGCAACCAGUUCUGGAAGAUGUGGCGAUGGUGAUGGGUACCCUUCGACUUGUGCUGUUAUCUCCAAACGAGCUGGCCAGACUGGAAGAGGAACAUUUGGAAAAACGGAUAAUACCGAGAGAAUGUUUUAUCAACGCCUGGCGAUUCCUGGCUCUUCAGUCGGCGCAACUACCCAGUUCUGACGGUGCCACACCAAACCUUAAUCCAUCUCCUCGCCAAGGGACGGGGCAACGAACACAGCGCCGAAAACCGACGGUCGAUUGGAGCAGACGAACGAAGUCAUUGGCCGUAAAAUCCAGCGGCUAGACAUGCAGACACUCAUUACUAGUACUAUUUAUCCGUCAUUGGUAAUGCAAUGUGUAUGGUGAGAAAUAUA
Molecule: messenger RNA, 1216 nt
Organism: Opisthorchis viverrini
Lineage: Eukaryota; Metazoa; Platyhelminthes; Trematoda; Opisthorchiida; Opisthorchiidae
Exons: 6
Coding region: 1-1146 (381 amino acids)
Molecular function (GO): protein binding
Source: RefSeq, a predicted model, not a curated record